GCGCUACAUCCCUGCUUCACACUCAAAGACUUGCUCGCCAGCACCAUCAUGUCCGCGACUACCAAUUACCCUCACGGCCAUGGUGCCUCCAUCCUUCGCGCUCAUGGUUCACGCACCAUCGAGGACUCGGCUGCCUAUCUCGCCAGCUCCCUCCGCCCAGACAUGCACAUUCUCGAUGUCGGAUGCGGCCCCGGCACCAUCACCGCCGACUUCGCCUCCCGUGUCCCGCAGGGCCGCGUCGUCGGCGUCGACCAGGCCUCGGGCGUGCUCGACAAGGCCCGCGCGCAUGCGGCCGAGCGUGGCGUGUCCAACGUCGAGUUUGCGCAGGCGGACAUCUACAACCUCGCGUACCCGGACGCGUCGUUCGACGUCGUGCACGCGCACCAGGUGCUGCAGUACCUCGAGGACCCCAUGCGCGCACUCAGGGAGCUCAAGCGCGUCGCGAAGCCAGGGGGAAUCGUCGCCGUGCGAGAGGCAGAUUAUUCGGGCUUCGCUUGGUACCCCACGAUCGAGGGCUUGGACGAGUGGCGGGACUUGUACCACAAGGUUGGGAGGGGCAAUGGCGGGGAGCCGGACGCGGGAAGGAGGGUGCUGUCGUGGGCGCUCGCGGCUGGGUUCCCGCGCGAGAGCAUCACGGCCACUACGAGCACUUGGUGCUACAGCACCGACGACACGCGAAGCUGGUGGAGCGGGAUCUGGCAGGAACGUUUGCUGCAGUCGGAGUUCAGGACGACGGCGAUAUCUAAAGGCCAUGCUACCCAGGAGAAGGUGGAGGAGCUGGCCAAGGCAUGGAAGGAAUGGAGCUCAGCUGAGGAUGGUUGGUUUGUGCUACUUCACGGCGAAAUUCUCUGCAGAGUGUAAGAUCAUAUAAUAUACGGAGUAUGAUACAUAUCCAUUGGAGCCAUGAUAUACACUUAUAGUACAAAACAGAACGUACAAAUUUGUUUCGC
Molecule: messenger RNA, 950 nt
Organism: Coniophora puteana RWD-64-598 SS2
Lineage: Eukaryota; Fungi; Basidiomycota; Agaricomycetes; Boletales; Coniophoraceae
Product: methyltransferase-UbiE family
Exons: 1
Coding region: 49-861 (270 amino acids)
Molecular function (GO): methyltransferase activity
Source: RefSeq, a predicted model, not a curated record